This is a messenger RNA of Lithohypha guttulata, 957 nucleotides long. RefSeq lists its product as uncharacterized. The record is from RefSeq and is a predicted model, not a curated record. Bases 1 to 957 code for a protein of 318 amino acids. The transcript is spliced from 2 exons. NCBI's taxonomy places the organism in Eukaryota, Fungi, Ascomycota, Eurotiomycetes, Chaetothyriales, Trichomeriaceae.
AUGGCUUGGAGACGACCCUUCGAUCCUCGCAAACCUCAUGUACACCUAGCGAACAUAUGUUCGGGCAACGAGCUUCGAGAACUUGAACCGUGGCGACCGUAUCCCAAAGUCGACCCAACAACACUCUUUGCUUCAAAAUCACUGAACUUGACAAGCUUCAGCCUUUACGAGAUUGGAAAAGACAUUUGCUUAGUGCUGCUCAGUGGCAGUCCCGAUGACAGCCCUUUACCUGGCCAUACCAUCCUAGAGCCUUCAGAACGACUAUCGCGUGCGCAGAAUAUCGAGCACGCACUCAUCCAGUGGUACGAAAACCUGCCUCAGACCUCGAGAACCGAGGACUCAAAGGAUUCAUACAUCGCUGGCCCUGUCCUUGAUGUUCACCUCACUUAUAAUGUCUGGCGAAUCACGCUUUAUGGUGUGUUAAUACAGUGCAAAACAGACUCGCCACAGCCCGACAGAGAAGAAUACAAUCAGAAGACCAUAUCCGCUUGCGCAAGUAUCGCAGGCCUCGUGCAAGCAGGUCAGAGGAGCUGGGGACUCUCGAACGGUCCCUUUUCGAUGGUGCAUGGCGCUUCAGUGGGCACGCACGCCCUUCUAGGUUUCCUCGAUCGUCCAGACGUUCCUCAAAUUGUUCAUACCAUGAUCGUUGCUCUCACUGCCAGCUGUCAUCGAUGGACCCUUGCCCGUGGAAUUGUGAGAACUCUGUGGCUGACCCUUAGAGAGCGUGAGAUCGAAAGUCUACUUCCUGAUUCAACACUUGAUCUGCUGAGAUCGAGUGCAGUAGAGAAGUGGGGCCCUGAAGACCACCGACUAUUCGCUAGCUGUGCAUAUCCGAAUUAUGCCGCGAGCGAUAACAGCAGAUACCCUGUUGGCAUCGGGGAAGUGCUGGAGAGCUAUGCACAGCUUGACUUGGGACAGAUGGAUCAACCGGAGAGCAGCAGUCGAGGUCCUGGUUGA